Messenger RNA from Prorocentrum cordatum, 246 nucleotides. Lineage: Eukaryota; Dinophyceae; Prorocentrales; Prorocentraceae. The record is from the annotation of a GenBank genome assembly.
AUGCGGAGGCAGAAGGGGCAGCGCGCACAGUUGGCCUACGAGGCUUGCGCGUGCUACGAGGACAGGCUGUGCGGUGUGCGCAGGAAGCGUGCCUCGCGGGGCGCACAGGCCCCCGACCAGUCCGAGGGCGCGCCGUACCUGUCGCUCGACGGGCUGAGUGCGCAUGCACCGACGGACGCGGAGCCCAGCGGCUACGGAGGGGUGCAGAUCACCGUGAUGAGGCGGGCCUUGGCGCCGAGGAUCAAG